AUGUUGAAACGACCUCUCCCAACCAACACGAGUGAUGCCCGCUGCAGUUGUGCGAGGAACUGCCCUCGCCAAGUCCUUGAAAGCCAAUCCACUCUGGAGACCUUGUUAGCGCGAAAUUUCGCAGCUAUCGAGGGUGACUAUAUCACUUGGUUGAUUGAUGACCCCUCAUCCCCGACCAUUCUAUAUGAAGAUGAGCCAACCGUCGUACCAACCCAUCAGUCCACCCCAGAAACCUCUUUAGUGCGAGUCCUCGCAGCUUUCGAAGGUGGCUACAUCACUCAGCUGAUCGACGAUUCCUCGUUCUCAACCACUCUGUAUGAAGUCGAGCCAAUCAAUCCCAUACCCUCGAUAGCGCGAACAAUCACUGCUUCUGAGAGCAAUGAUUCAGCUAUGAUGGACGACGCCUCUUCACUUCCCCUAUCCAUGUUAGCGUGUACAUCUGUAGCUUUCAAAGAUAACACCUUAGCCAUGACAGACGUUGACCCUACACCCUCUCUACCCACAUUAGCACACACAUCCGCUGCUUCCAAGAGUAACCACCCAAACCCGAUGGAUGACCUCUUCAUGCCUCUUACAUCCAACAUUUCGGAGGGUAAUGAAGUAGCUAUGAGGAACAAUGACUCGGUGCCUCCCAUGCUCACGACAGCAUUCUUAUCGACGGCCGUAUCACCUGAGGAAUUCCCCUCCUGUCAUCGCCCUAAUCACCAAUCACCACCGUUUAAACCAGGUGUCUGUGAACAGACCACUUCGUUGUCCUAUUCGACAAAAUGGACAACCUAUGCUUCCAAUGACAACUGCCACAAGAUUGAAUUCCACAACACCAACUGUUCCACUAGUCAUGAAAUCGUAGCAUUGAUAAGAUCUAGGGAAAGGGGGAAGGGAGUGUCGAUGGCAGAAGGGCCUGCGCGAAUACCUGCUGCUUUCGAGAGCAAUGGCGCGACUGCAAUGGACAAUGACUCUACACUUUCCAUACCCAUGUUAGAGUCCCCAUUCUGUCAAUACCCUACCAUCGACCCAGCCCGCCAAUCUGCCUUCCAAACCCUGCUAGCGCAAAACAUCACAGCUUUCAAGGGUGGCUUCUUCACUAGGAUGACCAACGACUCCCCGUUCUCGACCACUCCAUACAAAGACGAGCCAAUCAUCGACCUAGCCAGCCAAUCUGCCAUGGAAACCUUUAACACAUUUCAGUGGAACAACAUCCUCCCGUCUUCAGUAGCUCUGGCCAUGUCCGCUUCACCGAACGAUAGCAUCCUAUCGCCUCUCCCAAACUAUAUGGGCUAUGCCUGCUGCGUCUGCAUGAGCGAUAGCUACCUCCAAGAUCAUAGAAGCAAGAAUUCCUUCGAGCGGACGAGCCCGGCGAUCCUCCUAUCCUCUGAAGAGCUCACACCCUGUCAACACCCUAAUCAUCAGCUACCAUUGCUCAAACCAGGCGGCUGCUGGCAAACCUGUCCUUUACUCCUACGAACAGGUUUGAUGGCUUGUCCUGCAACUGACGACAUCAACAUUCUCAAGCUUUGCCACAUCAACUCUGCUAAUUACAAAUACAUGAAUCUGGCAAGAUUUGAAGAGCAUGGCCUCAAGGCUACCUUCCCCUUGAACGGUGAUUCCUCACUGACACCCAAAUCUAUGUUUACAAGUCGUCACACUGUAGGCCAUUCGAGCCUUAACGGAACUCCCUCUGAGCCUGUUAGUUUGCAAAGGGCAAAUUACUUAUUUACACCUGGUAUAAGCAUCCGCAAUCCUUUAAUGUCAAAAACGGCCAGGAAGAAUAGAGAAAGAGGACUGUCAAUAACAAGAGAAUCUACCCUCCGAGCUUCCCCUUCCACGAACGAUAGACCCUUACCUGCCAUAGGACCUGUGCCCAACAAGGGUACGACUAAAGCGCUCGCUGCUCAUAAGAGCACGAACCCCCUUAGGAACGACUUCAGCGACUCCAACUGUUUGGAUAGUCACGAUCUCGUAACACUGACAAACCUUAGAAGUAAAAGGGAAGGAGUGAUAAUGGAAGAAAAAUACAUCCUUGACACUGUCUUCCUCAUGGGUGACAGCCUUUUGCCUCUGUCAGACUCCAUAUGCCUAGAAUCACGCUCAUUAAUCAGGUCUGAACCAGGGAGUCGAACUUCGAAUUCUGCCACUAAGCAAAGCAUGAAACAAAUAUCUCUACCUGGUAAGAGUGCGACCAAGAUUCUUGCUGCUCUGAGAAGUGCAGAUGACUUCGAAAUGGUCAUCUUUAGCAAGAUGACUCAGAAGUCUUCAUUCCCCAAUGCAACUUUGCUUAUCGACUACUGCACAGCAGUCACGGCCGAUGGAACCCAAGCGUCUCCAUCAAGUCGAGUUGAAGAAAAAGACGAGUUGGAAACAAUGUCUGAAGAUCACAAGGGCCUUGUCCCCCUCUCCAAACCUGCGCUGUCAAGUCCUCUCAUCCCAGGUGAUACAAAAUUAGAAGGAAUGCAGGGCAUUCAGUAG
This is a messenger RNA of Laccaria bicolor S238N-H82, 2466 nucleotides long. RefSeq lists its product as uncharacterized. NCBI's taxonomy places the organism in Eukaryota, Fungi, Basidiomycota, Agaricomycetes, Agaricales, Hydnangiaceae. Bases 1 to 2466 code for a protein of 821 amino acids. The transcript is spliced from 2 exons. The record is from RefSeq and is a predicted model, not a curated record.